AACGUCCACCGUUCGUGGUUUGUGAAAAGCACAAUGCCAAGGGACAGCAGAUCAUACAGAAAAAGGUCUCGAUCAAGAAGUGGUUCAAGAGAAAGAAAACGCUACAGGAGUAGGUCCAAGAGCACAGAUCGAUCAAGAAGAUCAAGGUCAAGAGACAGAUUAAGACGAUCAAGGUCAAGAGAACGAGAUAGGGAUAGGUCAAAGAGAUCAAGAUCCCGUGACCGUGACAGACGAAGAUCAAGGGAAAGAAGACGUUCGAGGAGUCGGGACAGAGAUAGGAGAAGGAGAUCAAGGUCACGGGAUAGGGACAGAGAUCGGAGAUCGCGCUCAAGAGAUCGAAAGAGGGAUAAAAGGUCACGAUCAAAAACACCUGAGAAAUCCAAAACAAAAGGGGAUUCAUCACCGGAAAGAAAAUUGCAAUUUAGAGAAGGAGAAUUAAGUGUGAGGGAUGAACCACUUGACAAGGAAGAGGAGCAGAAAAGGCUUGAGAUGGAAAUGCAAAAACGAAGAGAAAGAAUUGAGCACUGGAGAGCUGAAAGAAAAAAGAAUAAAGAGCUAGCCCCAAUAAAUAUAGCCCCUCCCACAAAGAUUUGGAGUUUAGAAGAUGAUGAUGAUGAUGACGACAUUGUUGAUGAUGGGUCAAAAGAUGAUGAUGAUGAGCUAGACCCUUUAGAUGCCUAUAUGCAGAAUAUUGAGGAGAAAUCCAACAAAGAGAAGGAACAGAAAUCUGGCAUUAAAUCGGAAAAUGGUUCAAGUACAGAUACAACUUCUGCUUUGGGAAAAGUGACCAUGAUUACAGGUGUUGUGAAGACUAAAACUGAUACAUCACUACAGAAAGGAGAAUUGAUGUUAAACAACGUGGAUGCCAUGGAGUAUUCCUCAGAAGAGGAAGAAGAGGAUUUAGAUUCCACCAUGGCAAAAAUUAAAAACAGUAAAAAGGAACUACUGGUCGUGGACCACACAAGAAUAUAUUAUGCUCCAUUUCGCAAAGAUUUUUAUGUAGAAGUUCCGGAAAUACGAAAGAUGACAACAGAAGAGGUGGAUGCCUACAGGAUCGAACUGGAAGACAUUAAAGUUCGGGGUAAAAACUGUCCUAAACCAAUUAAAUCCUGGGCGCAAUGUGGAUGCAGCAAAAAGAUCAUGGAUGCUUUCAAGAGACAUGAUUAUGACAAGCCAACACCAAUCCAGGCACAAGCCAUCCCGGCCAUUAUGAGUGGAAAGGACUUAAUUGGGAUAGCUAAAACAGGCAGUGGUAAAACUCUGGCUUUUCUGAUCCCAAUGUUCCGUCAUAUCAAGGACCAGCCGGAACUUGAUGAGGAUGAUGGGCCUAUAGCGGUGGUGAUGACCCCUACCAGGGAACUGGCCAUGCAGAUCACUAUAGAAUGUAAGAAGUUUGCCAAACCUCUGGGCCUUCGUGCUGUUUGUGUAUAUGGGGGAACUGGAAUAUCAGAACAGAUUGCUGAACUCAAGCGUGGCUGCGAGAUCAUUGUGUGCACCCCAGGCCGCAUGAUUGACAUGUUAUCAGCCAAUAAUGGUAGAGUAACAAACCUUCGACGAUGCACAUACAUUGUGUUGGAUGAAGCUGACCGAAUGUUUGACAUGGGUUUUGAACCUCAGGUGAUGAAAAUAGUUGACAAUAUUCGUCCUGAUCGUCAGACAGUAAUGUUCUCCGCCACCUUUCCGAGGCAGAUGGAGGCUCUUGCCAGAAAGAUCCUUACCAAGCCGAUUGAGGUCCAAGUGGGUGGGCGCAGUGUGGUGUGUAAAGAUGUGGAACAGCAUGUUAUUGUGAUUGAUGAGGACAAGAAGUUCCUGAAGUUACUGGAGCUGCUGGGUAUCUACCAGGAGAAGGGCAGUGUGCUGGUGUUCGUAGACAAACAGGAGCAUGCAGAUGAUUUGAUGAAGGAUCUGAUGAAACACUCGUAUCCGUGCCUGUCCCUGCAUGGUGCUAUUGACCAGUACGAUCGUGACAGCACAAUCAGUGACUUUAAAAGUGGAAACAUUAGUCUUCUGGUGGCAACGUCUGUGGCUGCACGAGGUCUGGAUGUACGACAUCUGAUACUGGUGGUGAAUUAUGACUGUACCAAUCACUAUGAGGACUACGUACAUAGAUGUGGUCGAACAGGAAGGGCAGGUAACAGAGGGUUUGCAUACACUUUCAUCACUCCAGAGCAGGAGCGUUACGCUGGAGACAUUCUGAAGGCGCUUGAGAUGUCAGGAGCUAGUGUACCUGCUGACCUUGAACGACUGUGGAAUGAUUACAAGGAAAGAGCCAAGGCUGAGGGUCGAACAGUGAAAAGCUCUAGUGGAUUCAAGGGUAAAGGAUUCAAGUUUGAUGAAACUGAGGCCCAUUUAGCAGACGAGAGGAAGAAGGCACAGAAGGCAGCACUUGGUCUCCAGGAUUCUGAUGAUGAGGAUGCCAGUUUGGACAUUGACCAGCAGAUUGAGGACAUGUUUGCCAGCGUUAAACGAGUCACUGAUGUUGCUAAGCCAAUAGUACCUACCCAGACCCCACAACCACAGAUAGUGGCACCAACUGUCUCCAACCAACAAAAGCUGGAGCUGGCUAAACGUCUGGCUGCCAAGAUCAACAUGCAGAAGAAGAUUGGGCCUGAUGCUCAGGACAUCACCCAGCAGGCUGCCAAGUCCAUCCUUACUGGAGAUGGAGCCGCACCACAAGUGGCUUCAAAGACAAUAGCAGAACAAAUGGCAGAGAAGAUUAAUGCCAAGCUUGGCUACCGACCACAGACAGAGGAUGAGGAUGGUGCGGACAGCAAUGCCGAGACAUUUAAGCGUUACGAGGAGGAACUCGAAAUCAACGACUUCCCACAGACAGCACGUUGGAAGGUCACAUCAAAGGAGGCCCUGGCCCAGAUAUGUGAGUACUCAGAGGCAGGAAUCACAGUAAGAGGGACAUAUUUCUUGCCUGGUAAAGAGGUGAAGGAAGGCGAGAGGAAACUUUAUCUAGCUAUAGAGGCUACUAGCGACAUGGCCAUACAGAAAGCCAAGAAGGAGAUUACACGUCUCAUCAAGGAGGAGCUCAUUAGAUUGCAAACAUCGUACCAACCAUUAAACAAGGGACGCUACAAGGUGGUAUAGACACCAUUAAACAAGGGACUCUGCGAGCUGGUACAGACACCAUUACACAAGGGAUGCUACAAUGUAGCAUAGACAAUACAGCUGAUGAAUUGUUUUUAACAUCUGUAAUAAUAUGUCCGGUCUGUUGUAGAUGGUAAUACUUGUUGCAUGGUUUGACUAUUUAAGGAAAGUGAUAUGCAUAGCACUUUUCAUCUUAGAAAACGAGUAUAAGAUACCAAUAUGUACUGAUUCAAAGACCUGACUUUAUACUAAUUUUUGCGAGGAUAUACCUCUUUUUAAACAGAUCAAUCUUCCUUGAAAUUUAAAUGAAGCCUUAAUGGCCUAUAAAGUAAUGUUUGAUGGAUUUUGGUGUAGACUCUUUAUUGAAUAUGCUGUUGUCAAUAAAGUAUUUUAUCACUA
Molecule: messenger RNA, 3495 nt
Organism: Ylistrum balloti
Lineage: Eukaryota; Metazoa; Mollusca; Bivalvia; Pectinida; Pectinidae
Product: probable ATP-dependent RNA helicase DDX46
Exons: 19
Coding region: 34-3096 (1020 amino acids)
Biological process (GO): mRNA splicing, via spliceosome
Cellular component (GO): nucleus
Molecular function (GO): RNA helicase activity; nucleic acid binding; ATP binding
Source: RefSeq, a predicted model, not a curated record